This is a messenger RNA of Pseudopipra pipra, 2385 nucleotides long. Its product is annotated as complement receptor type 1-like. The record is from RefSeq and is a predicted model, not a curated record. Bases 1 to 798 code for a protein of 265 amino acids. NCBI's taxonomy places the organism in Eukaryota, Metazoa, Chordata, Aves, Passeriformes, Pipridae. The transcript has 5 exons.
AUGGCACUGGGCCUCCUCUUCCUCGCCGUGCUGGCCACGCUGGUCUCCUGCGAGGACCCAGAAGGAGCAAGACUUCUGCCACACCCCUGUGCUGGGGCUUGGCACAGGGGAAGUGGGAGCUGGGGUCUGGGAGUGAGGACACUCACCACAGCGAGGGUUGGGGGUGGGCUGAGGGGAGCUUUGGUGGGCUCAAACACCUCCCUGUGGGACUCUGAGGGCUGGGGAGCUGGUGGGAAUGGUGGUCCUCACCCCCCAGCCUUGCUCUCAGUGGCACCAGAAGACCUGGAUACCUACUGGUCUGGCACAGCCCCCAUCUGCGUGGGGGGCUGCAAGGGGAAGCACAAAGAGCUGAAGAGGAGCCAGUGUGGGAACGGCAGCUGCUGCUGGCUGGGCUACAAAUCCUUCUGCAGAGUGAACUGCGGGCGGCCCGAGGCGGAUUUCAACUCGGUGGUGCACGGGAACGACUGGUGGGUGGGCUCCGUGGUGCGCUACAGCUGCCGGCCCGGCUUCCUGCUGCUGGGGGACCCGGUCAGCGCCUGCCAGUCCGACGGCCGCUGGACCCCCAAGCCCUCCUGCCUCCGGAUCUGCCUGCGGGGUCGCAUCGAGAUCAGCGAGCGGGACAUCACCGGGAAGUGCUCGUCGUCCUGCAGCUCCCAGGCCCACCUGGGGGCCUCCCUGAACCGCGGCUGCAUCAAGAUCUCGUCCUGUGUCACCAAGCAGUCGGGCUGGGCGCGCUGGUUCCAGCGCUGUGACAUCUGUGAGUGCGACUGCCACGUGCCCUGCGGUUCCUCCAGCUAGAGCUGGGCCAUCCAGGGCUGUGGCCCCACGCUGAGGGAGGCUUCCACCCUGGGUGUCUGUUCCCUCCACCACGUGUCUCCAUUGCUUCCAUAAGCUCCAUCCAUCCCAAGGCUGCUGUCUGAGAGGAGAAGAGAUGUUCUGGACUCACCCUUGCAGGGCUGCCUUGCUGUCUGGCCCCAUUCCAGGACUCUCCAGGGACAGGGGACGCUCACAUCCCCUUUUUGGGGGGAGGCAGCAGGUGUGCAUGUGCCUGCAGCAGGAGGAUCUGUCCCAUCAGUGCCGCAGGCUGGGAUUUCUCCAUGUGCCAGGGAUUCCCUGCACACAGGCCAGGGGUAGGUCUGCCCUCUGUGUUUGCUGCAGCCCUCAGGCAGAGCUGGAGUGUGGGAUCUGCAGAGCAGCCUGGCCAGGGCUGCAGCACCCCUUGCUGAGGAAUCAAGUGGGUCAAAACUGCCCUGGGAGCACUGGGGCCAGCACAGAUAACUGUGAGGAAAAGUUUCACCUCCCAGGUGCAAAAAUCUUUCCCGUGGGCAGCUCCACACACUGACUGCUGGGCUCCUUCCAGGGGGUCUCUGGUCCUGCCCUGAGAGCCCCUUUCCCCAGGGGCCACCAAGAGACAUUUGGUUCCAGCCAGGAACAGCCUUGUGCUCCCUGAGGAUUGCCCUGACUUCCCUAGGAAGCAGCAAUGGAAAACCCAGAGUUUUUAUUCCCCCAGGGAAGGAGGAGGUGGUCUGCAGCACAUGUGAUGGCAUUGCUGGGGGAGCUGGAGGACCAGCAGCACCUCCAUGGGUAAUUCAAAAUAUAUUUACAGGAAACCACCCAGGUUUUCCCGUCAUGCACAGAGGUUCUGCUCCCUGCUCUGUCCCGGGAGCCCUGAACAUCCGUGACAGAACCAGGACAGGCUCCCUCUGCCACUGCCACUGUCCUGGAAGUGUGUGAGCCACCACGGGGACACACUCACAGCCACUGUAGGAAGGUCCUAGCUGGAGACCAGAGGGAUGCUGAAUGUGCCCAUGGCACUGCCCACCAAGCCUGGCUUGGCACUGGACUCCAUCCCUGCUUCCUUCCACCUUGAAAUGACUCCCCAGCAGGAUGCUGCAGCAGUCUCUGUUUGCUGCAUGGCCACCAGCCUGGGCUCAGGGUCUCCCAGCCCUGACUCAUGCAGCUGAGCAGGAAGGGGUUUAGCAUCAAGGGGGUCCCUCCCAGGCCCACCUUGUGCCCACCUGCAGGGCAGCAGGGCUGUUUGGCACCGCACAGAGGGGGCCUGGGCUGAGACCUGCUAAUGGUGAGUAGCCUGGGGGUGGAAGGCAGAGUGAACUGGGCGAGUACCACGUGCCUUUUGCUCCAUGAGGAGAUGACUCAAGACCUCUAUGUGGAGCUUGGCUCCAUGGCUACCUCCUCAUGCCCUCCCCUGGCCCAGCCCAUGGGCUGCUUUGCCCCACGGCCUCCCCUGGCUUCAUUGUGCUCUGCCAGGGGGCCAAACCACUGCCCUGAGCUCUGUCCCAACCCAAGGCUUGGCUGUGGGAGGGGGGAAGCUCUCCUUGGCUCAACAGAUGGUUUUUUAAUUAAUACUCUUGUUAGUGCCACUCA